Pogona vitticeps (central bearded dragon) is the source of this 960-nucleotide messenger RNA. NCBI's taxonomy places the organism in Eukaryota, Metazoa, Chordata, Lepidosauria, Squamata, Agamidae. The record is from RefSeq and is a predicted model, not a curated record.
AUGGUUCUUAAGGAACACAACCUAAGGAAUCAGUCUUCUCUCACACACUUUCUUCUCUUGGGAUUCUCUGAGGUUCAUGAGCAGCAAGUUCUUCUCUUCAUCAUCUUUCUUGUUUAUUACCUGGUCGCAGUUGGAGGAAAUCUUCUCAUAAUCACCGCAGUAGCUACUGAUCACCAUUUACAUAGUCCCAUGUACUUCUUUUUGACGAACUUGGCCAUACAAGAUGUGGGACAAGUUUCUGUCAUUUUUCCCAAUUCCAUGGCAAAUUCCCUCAUGAGUAGUAGACAGAUUUCAUAUUCUGGAUGUGUGGCUCAAGUGCUUUUCUAUACCUUCUUUAUAGUGUCUGAUUUUUUUCUUCUUACAAUUAUGGCAUAUGAUCGGUAUGUGGCUAUUUGCAAUCCUUUGCACUAUGAGAUGCUGAUGAACAAAGAAGCCUGCCUUCAAAUAAUUAUUAUUGUUUGGAUCAGCAGCUUUCUUUAUGGAGUCUUACACACUGGAGGUACCUUUGCUGUCCCUUUUUGCUCUAACAUUGUCAAUCAAAUUUUCUGUGAAAUCCCACAGUUAUUAAAGCUCACCUGCUCUGAUUUGUAUCUUAUUGAAGUUGGAAUUAUUUUGUUAAGUGUUGUUAUGGCAUUAGGAUGCUUUGUUUUCAUGCUUGUCACAUAUGUACAAAUCUUUACUACGGUGCUAAAAAUUCCUUCUGUGCAGGGAAGGCAGAAAGCUUUCUCAACUUGCCUACCCCACCUAAUUGUCGUUUCCUUAUUUAUGUUUACUGUAACCUCUGUUUAUAUCAAGCCCUCCUCUAAUUCUCUACCAUCUCUUGAUUUGGCAAUGACUAUAUUAUAUUCCAUGGUUCCCCCUUUAAUGAACCCAGUAAUCUACAGCUUGAGAAACAAGGAAAUAAAGAAAGGUCUAUCUAAUCUUUUAGGUUUUAGAAAAUCAUCUGCGAACUCUGUUUAG